CGAAAUUUCAGAGCGAAUUUGUCAACUGAUGUAAAUUUAAUAUUGAAAAGGGUUGAUUGGUUCGAUGCGACACCAAAUGUUGUUGUUCUUGACAAAAUUGCUCGAUCAGCAAACGUCAGCAUAACUGGUAUUCAAAUAACGAGUCACGCUUUGCUAGAAAUCAAAAAAUGUGAAUAUUCCGAUUCACCUGGAAUUUGUCCAUUUAGCGAAAUAAAUCGAACAUUCGCUGUAAUAAGUGUUAUACAUAGUGAAAGCCUUUCGGUGCUAAUCAUUGUCGUUGGCUGGAUUUAUUUUUUCGCAUGGAGCAUUUCGUUUUAUCCACAAAUUAUAUUAAAUUUCAAACGAAGAAGUGUUAUCGGUUUGAGUUUCGAUUUUCUCUUUUUGAAUAUUAUCGGUUUCACUUGUUAUUCGCUUUACAACAUUCUUAUGUAUUUUGAUAAAAACAUUCAAGUAAGUGAAAUUUAUCUACAACGCAAUCCUCAUAGUCUCAUACCUGUGCUAUUGAACGAUGUCAUUUUUGCCGUUCAUGCAUUGCUCAUUUGUAUUUUUACUGCUUUCCAAUGCUUCAUUUAUGAGCGCGGCCAACAACGAAUUUCUUAUACUUGUUGGGCACUUUCAAGCAGCCUUAUUGGCUUUGCAUUGGUUUCGUUCUGCCUCACUUUAUUUGACGUGAUUAACGCUUUACAAUUUAUCACAUUUUUAUCUUAUGUGAAAAUGGCCGUUACUUGCUCGAAGUAUUUUCCACAGGCAUUCUUUAAUUUUCGUCGCAAAAGUACCACAGGCUGGUCAAUUGGCAACGUUUUACUCGAUUUUCUUGGCGGAUUUAUGGACAUUUGUCAGAUAAUACUUCAGGGUGCUAAUACAGACGACUGGAGCGUCUUUACUGGUAAUCCUGUUAAAUUUGGGCUUGGAUGCUUCUCAAUGCUUUUCGAUAUAGUAUUCAUUGUGCAACAUUAUAUUCUGUAUCGUCAUAGUGAAGAAAGAAAUCAACCCAUUACUAAUACUGCAACUGGUACCACUGAUUCUGAUGUACCUGAAGUUGAUAUUGUUGGAGGUGAUUCAGAUGUUAUACGUGUAUCAAGUGAUCAUGAAGUGUAG
Molecule: messenger RNA, 1098 nt
Organism: Dracunculus medinensis (Guinea worm)
Lineage: Eukaryota; Metazoa; Nematoda; Chromadorea; Rhabditida; Dracunculidae
Source: the annotation of a GenBank genome assembly